UAAUCAUCCAAUUGAAGAACCUAUACAAUUUGACCAAGAGCAACAAUACAAUGACCAAGAAUUUAUACAAAGUGACGAAGAAUCUGAUUGCAGUAAUGAAAAUGAUGAUUACAUAAUUCAAGCCAAUGCCGAAUUCCCUAAUUGGACAAUUCUAGAAAGUGCAUUGAAAAAAUAUGAGUUAGAGGUUGAAUUCAAGGCUAUAAAAUAUAGAAUAGAGCGUGAUAAUGAUAAUUCUAUAAUUCGUCGAUAUUUUGUUUGUGAGAAUUCCAAAGAGUAUCAAUGCAAAAAAAAGUUAGAUAGUACAGACCACAGAGAAAGAGAAUCAAAAAAAGUUGGAAAGAAAUUCGCCCCAAGUCUACGUUCACUUUCACAAGAA
Molecule: messenger RNA, 376 nt
Organism: Dentiscutata erythropus
Lineage: Eukaryota; Fungi; Glomeromycota; Glomeromycetes; Diversisporales; Gigasporaceae
Source: the annotation of a GenBank genome assembly